GAUUUUUUUGCAUAAUAUAAUUUAAUUAUCUAGAAAGAAUUGAUGGAUUCACAAAGCAAUUUGACUCCUCCUUUGUGUGCAAAGGGUUGUGGGUUCUUUGGCUCUCCAGAGAAGAAGAAUUUGUGUUCAGAGUGUUACAGAGACUACGUCAAAGAAGAAGAGUCCGUUGCUGCCGAGACUGCCAAGAAACUCUCUCAACUUGUCAUCAAUACCCCAUCUGCUGCUAAUUAUAAGAGCCCGGCUGUUUUAACUGAUGAAACAACUUCAAGCUCAGCCGCCGCCGCCGCAUCCUCUUCAACAGUAAAGAUUAAUAGAUGCGAAUGCUGCAACAAGAAAGUUGGAUUGCUGGGGUUCAAGUGCCGCUGUGAGAAGACCUUCUGUGGGGUUCAUCGACAUGCCACGGAGCACUCUUGCACCUUUGAUUUCAAGACUCUUGGUCGACAUAUUUUGGCCGAGCAAAACCCACUUGUUGUUUCUGAUAAGCUUCAUACUAGAAUCUGAUUUACCCGCCUUCGGAGUUUUCAUUCUUCGAUCCUUGAAUGUAAUAAAAUUUUAUUUUUCUUAUCUCGUGAUCUUAAAUCA
Molecule: messenger RNA, 582 nt
Organism: Populus nigra (black poplar)
Lineage: Eukaryota; Viridiplantae; Streptophyta; Magnoliopsida; Malpighiales; Salicaceae
Product: zinc finger A20 and AN1 domain-containing stress-associated protein 12-like
Exons: 1
Coding region: 43-501 (152 amino acids)
Molecular function (GO): DNA binding; zinc ion binding
Source: RefSeq, a predicted model, not a curated record